AUGGAUCCAGAGCUGACAGCGGUAAAAAUUUGUUUACAGUCAGGUCAAUGGGAUUCUGCCGAAGCAAAACAAUACGCACCUUUUCAGUCCUAUUUAUGUGUAAUUGAUGAUUCACUUGUCCGAGGAAACAAACUUGUUAUUCCAAAUGCUCUUAGGCAACGUAUGCUUACCUUAGCACAUGAGGGCCAUCCGGGAGAAACUAACAUGAAGAAACGAUUGCGUGAUAGAGUCUGGUGGCCAGGUAUUGAUAAGGAUGCAGAAAAGUUUGUAAAACAGUGUGAAGGUUUUCGCUUAGUGGGAUUACCAUCUCGACCGCUACCAACGCAAAGGAGGGUAUUUCCAACAAUGCCCUGGUGUCAUAUUGCUAUUGAUUUCUUAGGACCGUUGCCAAGCAGUGAGUGGAUAUUAGCUAUUAUUGACUACUAA
This is a messenger RNA of Eupeodes corollae, 426 nucleotides long. RefSeq lists its product as uncharacterized. The transcript has a single exon. NCBI's taxonomy places the organism in Eukaryota, Metazoa, Arthropoda, Insecta, Diptera, Syrphidae. The coding region runs from base 1 to 426 and encodes 141 amino acids. The record is from RefSeq and is a predicted model, not a curated record.